UUUAGGUCCUUGAGUGGGAGGGACUCAGCCGGAACAAAAGUGCCAUGUUUUGCGCGUACUGUGACGGCAGCCUAUGAGUGUAGCACUUCAUGGUCUCUUCUCUGUUCAGUGUCCUGUCCGUGGCCCCUGCAGAGGACAGUCACUGUGCUCAUGGCUGCGAUUUUGCGCUCAAUAGUUCAGAGGCCCCCAGGAAAACUACAUACUCUGACAAAAGGUGUGGAGUCUCUUGUUUGUACAGAUUGGAUUCGUCAUAAAUUUACCAAGUCAAGAAUUCCAGAUAAAGUGUUUCAGCCUUCACCUGAAGAUCAUGAAAAAUAUGGUGGGGAUCCACAGCACCCUCAUAAACUCCAUAUUGUUACCAGAAUAAAAAGUAUAAAAAGACGUCCAUAUUGGGAAAAAGAUGUAAUAAAGAUGCUUGGAUUAGAAAAAGCUCAUACUCCUCAAGUUCACAAGAACAUCCCUUCAGUGAAUGCAAAACUGAAAGUGGUUAAACAUUUGAUAAGAAUCAGGCCCCUGAGGUUGCCACAAGGACUUCCAAAAGAGGAGGACAUGGCUCACACCUGCCUCAAGAGCACUGGAGAGUUAGUGCUGCAGUGGCGUUUAAGCCCCAUGGACCAGGAAGCAAUUAAGUCCUAAUGCCAGAGCUGUUUCAGAUUAGAAAGUGCAAAUCAUUUUUAUUUAACAGUGUUGAGAAAGUGCUCUCAUUAAAAUAUAUUUUAAAUGCUA
Messenger RNA from Phyllostomus hastatus (greater spear-nosed bat), 726 nucleotides. RefSeq names its product mitochondrial ribosomal protein L30 (gene MRPL30). Bases 151 to 636 code for a protein of 161 amino acids. The record is from RefSeq and is a predicted model, not a curated record. Gene Ontology annotation, biological process: translation. The transcript has 6 exons. Gene Ontology annotation, cellular component: large ribosomal subunit; mitochondrion. Lineage: Eukaryota; Metazoa; Chordata; Mammalia; Chiroptera; Phyllostomidae. Gene Ontology annotation, molecular function: structural constituent of ribosome.